CCAGUUUAUUUCCCCGCAAAGAGAUUUCCUAGCCUUUCUCUUAGGGAGAUCUAUCCGUUCUUUCGGAAAGGAGAAAUCACGUGGAUACCAAAGGUCAAGGAUUAUCACCGCUAGACUGGAAGAUCUGUAAGUUCUAACUCAGAUCUUUUAUUAUUGUUAUAUUCGUUGUUUUGUCAUAAUCAGGGAAGAUCUGUUUGGGAAAAUUUUAAACUUCCGCUGCCGUACUUUCGAGGUACGUUACAUCAAUUUCCUAACAGUGGUAUCAGAGACAAACUGAUUCUAAUGACAUUACACGAAUUUUGUAGAUAUACAGACUAUCUAUUUUCGUGGAUCUAAAUACAUUAUUCUCAGAUUAUGUUUCCGAUCAAUGAUUGUUUUUCGAAGUAAUUAUAUUUUGAUUUUAGAAAUUGAAAUAUGAAUUGUAAUUGAACUGGACGACAGUCUUUUCGGAUCUACAAUUUGUUGUCUCUACGUUUUGAACGAUCAACCAUGACGACCGACCUUUAAUCGAUUUUCUAUGCGUUUUUUUUUUCUGUCCUUGCAAAACAUGGCCGCCAUUAAUGGCGAUUAAAAUUCUGCAAAAUCGUUCUCUAUGUUUGGAGCGCCUCCAGACGAGAUUCGAACGGGAAUGUAAAGACCAAUCGACCUCUUGCUUAGUCAUCGCCGUUCUAGUUGCACCGAAACCACCACGGACAUCGACGGUGAGGAUAAGCGAUGGGGCUGCAGGUUAACAACGAUUCCACUACGAAGCCUUGCAGCUGCGAUUUGUUUUUGGUUUAUGGGCUUACUUUAGAAGUUAGAAUAAAAUCAAGGACCCACUACAAUUUAAUUAAAGUCCUAAACUUUGGCAAUUGUGCACUAAUUCAUACGGAGCACUAAUCUAGGCCGUAUAUACAGAGUCUAAUUCCAUUAGAUGUGGAAGUUGUGAAAGUCCUGAUUCUAAUGUAACUUGGUUUUCUAUAUACGUAGUUAAACACUACGUAUCAAAAUUAAUCUUAAUUGCUUUGAUUAAUUAUCUAAUAGACAUAAGUAAGUUUAAUUUUAUCUAACUACGUAUUGUUGUUUUUUAAGCAUGCUUAUACUUUAAUUGUUUGACUGUUUAAUAUAUUUAUAAAUUAGAUUUAUAUUGCAUGCUUUAAUUUAUCUGUUUGAGUUAAAUCUCAUCAACAUAUUAUUUGAUAAUAUGUUUAGGCAUCUUGAUUAAAUAAUUUUAUACUCCGCUAAACGUUCCCCAUAAAUUAAAAUUUAAGUCUUAUCCGGGAUAAUGACAUCACCCAUCAUAAUUAAAUUAGUAGAAAUAUUUUUUCGUUGAAGAAUAUUUCACCCAAGUGUUUAUUCCAUUCGACAAAAUAUAGAACUAAUUUAUAGGUACAAUUGUUUGUGAUCGUGUGAUGGUUUUGACUUACUUAAAUUAGCUCGAGUCGCCCAAGCGUCAGUGUUAAUUUAGGGAUGUCGAUCAAUUUAAAAAAAAAUAAAAAUUGAUCAACCGAGAAUUGCUUGGACGCAAUUGGUCUAGGGACCUACCCAUUAUAUUAUUGCAGUGAUCAGCCCAAGCUGGGACUGUAAUAGUAUGAAUGUGGAUCUUGGCCACUAUGAUUGUGAAAACAAUCCAUGUUCUUUUUUAUUGGGGUCAAAGAGCAUGUAAAAAUAGUGGGAGCUAAAUAAUUAAAAGUCCAUAUUAUUUAGUUAACUAGAUGUGAUCAUAGGAAUUAAUAUAUGAUUUUAAUUUCAUUCUAUUUGAACUUCUUUAGACUUUUAGGAAUGUCGAAUUUAUCAUUGAGAAGUAUCCUGGAUACAUGCAAGCUUACUGGACCAAACUUUCUUGACUGGGAAAGAAAUGUGCGUUUAGUUCUUAGACAAGAAAAUAUUGAGUAUGUGUUAGACACACCGGUACCCAAGAUUCCUGAUGCCAACUCUCCUGAGUUUGCCACGUUUGACCUAACUGCUCGAGAGAAACACGUCACUAAUGCUAAAACUGUGCAAUGUGUUAUGUUGGCUGCAAUGUCUAUGGAGUUGCAAAGGCAACACGAUAGGAUGAGCGCCUUCGAGAUGCUUGAACACUUGAAAAGUCUGUUUGAUUCAGAAAGUCAGACUCUAGAGUAUGAACUUCUGACAGACAUUUUCAAGUGUAGGCUUCAAGAGGGUGGCAACGUGUCUGAGCACGUCCUCAAAAUGAUUGGCUUAAUUGAAAGAGUUGCUACCACCGGAAUUAAGUUUGAGGAUCGUGUCUCAGCUGCUAUCAUCCUAUAUUCGCUUCCGAGUUCAUUUACUAACUUCAUUGUGAAUUAUAAUUUGAACAAAACGAAAGCGACCAUGCCUGAACUCCAUAAAAUGCUCAAGUCUUAUGAAGCCUCAACCUCUAAAGGAAAGACUGUUCUUAUGGUAAGCUCUAAUGCUAAGUCUCGUUCUAAGAACAAGAAUAAGCAAAAGAAGAAAGGUAAGGUUGGACCUACUCCUACAGCUCUGAAGCCUAAAGGUGGAGGUCAUAUGAAGCCAAAGGUUGCAAAGGAUGUUUGCCUCUACUGCAAAGAGAAGGGGCAUUGGAAGAGAGAUUGUGAGUUGUAUAAGGCUAAUCUAGCCAAAGCACCGGGUGCUUCAAGCUCAGAAGCCUGAGAAGCAGUGUAGCAGUUGGACUGGGUAAAAUUGACCUACGCGUGAAGGUUGGAGCAAAAGUUGCUGCUGAACGUGAUAGGACCUUAUAGUUUAGAUUUGCCCAGUGGUUUUAGAUUAGAAUUAAAUAAUUGUUAUUUUAUUCCUUCUACUACCAAGAAGAUUAUUUCCAUUCAUAUGUUAGACAUUAAAAGAUUUAUGUUUCCAUUUUGCUAAUAAUAAUUGUUAUUUUCAUAAAAUGGUGUAGUUGUGAAAA
Messenger RNA from Cuscuta europaea, 2866 nucleotides. Lineage: Eukaryota; Viridiplantae; Streptophyta; Magnoliopsida; Solanales; Convolvulaceae. The record is from the annotation of a GenBank genome assembly.